UCCACUCUCGCCCGAUCACUGUUCGCUUGCUUGCUUUUCGCUCACUCGCAGAACACAUUCGUUUGUCUGCGGUUAAACGUCGCGUCGGGUGCUGAUCUUCUUGCUCGUGUGUUGAGCCUGUUACCUUUUCUAGAAUCCAGAUUCGAUGGGGAAAAAAUCUGCAAGUUUUACCAUUUUCCGUCUGUGUUGAAGAAAUACCCUAAUGAAUGGCAAAAUGCGAUUUUUUGCGUUUAAGUGGAGCAUGAUAAUGUCCAAAAAAUGAACAUAAAUCAUUAGCAUCUCGUCUGGUGUGAGGUAAAUGGUUGGAAAAAUGGCAACAAGGAAAAAAUAAGUUUUGUACGGGACGGAGCUUUCUUGUAAUUAUUCAAUGGUUUGCCGUCUGAAAAUGGAUUGAAAACUUCACGGGUUCAAUAUUGCAGUGUAUAAGCUUUAAAAAAGCCUGUGUAUAUAGCGUGAAACUAAAUGCCAAGUGCCGGUCCCAAUCAAAAGAAGUUUGUUGUGCAAAUUGAGCUUCUCCCUGGGGGAAAAUCUUUUCGCUUUGGAUACCGAAUCUAGCGGCCAUCUUUCUCUUAGCGCUGCGUACGUGUGCAAAGUGAAUUCAGUAGUGUGCGUAUCGAUCUAUGUGUGCACGUUUUGUUUUUAAUGGUGUGAGUUUUUUGGGUGGAAGAAUUUUCCGUGGAAAACUGAAGUAGGCCACCUUUCUCCUAUGAAAGUAAAGGAUAUAGCGAAAGCAACAAUGUUUUCGAAAAACAAGUGAAAUCUGAUUGUCUGAAGCAUUAUUUUGCACAGGUAUAAAGUUGGGGAAAAUUGAACUGCGAUCGGAAUUGGAUAACUGGCAAUAGACGUCUCUCGAGUGUUUGUAAAAUGGCAUCCCAGACAUCGGGGCCUUCGACUGCCACUAACAUGGAAACUGAUGACCUGGUGGACCCGAUGAACGAUUUCCUGCCGCUGCUACCGGAAAAUAUCAAACAGGAACUGUUCGAAAGUUCUGACAAGGGUACAGCAAAUCUGUGCGAUAGUGUGGAAAAUAAGGGUGAUGCCCCGGAAACCGCCUCCAAUGACACACCGGUGCCGACCAAAUGCGUUUGGUGUCAACAGAUCCUCGCCACAAACGACCACCCGAAGCUGCUUGAGUGUUUGCAUGUGGGUUGCGAUCCAUGCGUUAAGCAGAAGUUCGCCGACUUGCCCCACAAUGCGCCCGUGUUAUUCUGUCCGGUGUGCAAGAUGGAAUCCCGGAUGGAGUUCAUCAUCGAUAACGUGUUCCUGAAUGAAAACACGACGGAUGAGAAUCCGGGCAGUGUCGAGUCCACGAAGGACAUGAUAAAAUGCAGCAGCUGUAGCGAUGAUGCCAACGCCACGUCCUGGUGCGUCGAGUGUGCCGAGUUUAUCUGUGAAAGCUGUGUGCAGGCGCAUCAACGGCUGAAAAUUACCAAGGAGCACACAAUCAAACCGAAGGAGGCCGCCUGCAGUGAAAUUCCCGGCAGCAGCGGCCUCUCCGGGAAGAACAUCAUGUGUCACAUCCACUCACAGGAAAAACUAUCCCUCUACUGUGAAACCUGCGACAGAUUAACGUGUAGAGAUUGUCAACUGGUGGAUCACCGGGAUCACAAGUACAAGUUUGCCAAUGAAAUUGCCAGCGAAACGCGAAAUUCCCUGCAAGCGUUGUUGAGCGAGAUAAGCUACAAAAAAGUGCUACUGUCCAGUGCGAUGAAGGUGAUCGAUGAUCGACAGGCACUGAUCACCGAGAAAAAGAAAGAACUCUCCAAAGAAAUCGCUGACCUCGUUGUCAAGUUAACCAACGCAGUGAACAUGAGGGGUAAACAGCUCGUUUAUAGGCUGAAUCAGGUCUGUGACACCAAACUGCAAGUACUGAACGAAAAGAAAGAUGCCUUGCAGCAGCUUUCGGGGCACACGGACCAUUGUAUAGAAUUUGUACAAUGCGCCCUCGACAAAGGUAGUGAUAGUGCCGUAUUAUACAGUAAAAAGACGCUAGCGAGACACUUACAAAAAGUGAAAUGCCAGCGGGCUGAUAUUCCAAAUCCAGAGAUACCAGUUCGGGUUCAACUAUUCCUAUCCAACGUUCCUGAAUUGCAGAAUGUGAUUGCUCGAAUUGGAACUAUUCUCGUAGACGGUAAAGUGUACCCACCGCCACCAGGCCCAGCAGGGAACGCGAGUGUACCAGUUCCUGGAGCAGUUCAAAACCGUUCUAAACAACCCAGUCCAAACAUUACGCCACCACUGAGGCCUGGGAUGCCCGGACCUGGCAUGACGACUCUCUCCUCCAAUAACGCUAAUGGGCCCGGAGGUUUCCCCAAUGUUCCACCCAUGUACAAUGGUAACAGUGGUGUGCCGGUGGGAGGGCCUUUCCCGCCGAAUCAUCCAAUGGGGCGAUCCUUCCAGCAGGAAAAUGGUCCAGGGGGUAACUUUGGCCGAUUUCCGAUGGGUCCGCCGCAUGGAAUGCCUCCUCAACAGCAUGUCAGUUCAUCAACACAUCCCCAAAAUAUGGAUUUACGUAAUCUGUUGAGUCAUCAAAAAUCAAACGGACCAAGCCGCGGUUCGCCCAAUGCACCAAGUUCGGCCGGCAAUGCUAAUGUUAACAAUCAAUUUAACACAGCAAAUUUCAUGAGCAAUGUUCCGCCUGGCUCUGGAGGUCCACCUCAACAUCGAAUGACCGCCCAAAUGGGGGGCGCACCUCCUGGUUAUUUAGCUGGUCCCGGUGGAGGCCAUCAAAACUACAAUCAAGGCCAGCCAGGACCUAAUAGCAACGGCAUGGGAAUGGGUGCCAACAAUCCGCGCUUCCAGAAUUUCCAAAGAUUCGCAAUGCCUCCGGCUGCUAUGCGGCACAUGAUGGGAAAUAAUACUUCUACUCUUCUCACACCAAAGCAGCAGGCGGCGAUGCGUUACCCAGUCCAGCAAACUCCUCCCGGCUACAACCCUAAUUCACCACAGCCUAGUCCAAUGCAGCCACAGCACCCUAGUGGGAAUGCCGGUGGUGGGGGAGCCGCCGGAGGUGGCGGUGGCGCCAAAUGGCAUAUACCUCAAAACAUGCAAGGACAGCAGAACAAUGGAUUCGGGGGCCCCUCCGGGCUGCAUUUAUUCGGUAGCGGUCCGAAUGAGUCGUUUAAGAUACCAUUAAAAUCUCCCGACACGAUGCGCAACUCCAUGAUGAUAAACGGUAGCAAUACCGGCGGAGCUCCAAGUGGACUUACCCAAAUACCUCACCAUCAUCACCAGCAACAGCAUCAACAGCAACAACAGCAACAGCAGCAACAACAGCAGCAACAGCAACAGCAGCAGCAACAACAACAACAGCAGCAGCAGCAGCAACAACAACAACAACAAAAUCAUCACCUCCAGCAGCUGCAGAACGCUAUGCCCAACGUUAGUUCCACCAAUCCGAAGACACCAUCGCCAAGCACGAAUGAGCCGGGGAAAGAUUUUGUCGAAUCUAUCGAUAAGACCUGUGAGGACUCGGUAAACGAUCUGAUGGCCACCAUUGCAAAGUUAGACUCGAAUGGAGUGCAAGUUUUACCGGAGGGUCACCGGGGGAAAACAACCUCACCACAGGUGCACAGUUCGACUGAUCUCAAUUCCAGCGUUUCCGUGGCCGGCAUUGGGGCUGGAGUGGUGCUGGUGGACGACAAAAGUCUCCCCAAGGAACUGGAUCCCAAUGAGGACUGGUGCGCCGUUUGCAUGGACGGAGGUGAGCUAAUGUGCUGUGAUAAAUGUCCGAAAGUGUUUCAUCAAACAUGUCAUAUACCGGUAAUCGAUUCGCUACCGGACGAAAGCGAAACAUGGCAGUGUUUGUUGUGCUAUAACUUUGCCGAUCUACCGCCAGUUGCAGAACCAACAGGCGAGAAGCGAAAUGUUGGAAUCACUCCGCUCGAACUGAAGAUAUUGCAAAGGAUAGUGCUAGAGUUAUUCUGUCAGUACGAAACCAGCAUGCCGUUCCGCCAUCUCGAGCCGGACACAAAUAAAGCUUAUUAUGAUAUAGUAUGCAAUCCAAUUUCGUUAGCAAUGAUCCGGGAUAAACUGGAGAUGACAAACAGCGAACAUUACACCGACAUCUUAUCAUUUAUUAGUGAUGUGAAACGAUUGUUCAACAAUGUCUAUCUAUUCUAUCAGGAGGACAGCAUCACCUACAAAAACGCCCAUAAGUUGGAAAAGUUCUUCGAGCAGCAACUCGCCAAAUGGCUUCCGAAGUAUCUCGAAAGUGAAUGUUUCGAUAACUACCUGCAGAAUCCUGCCAAGCGUAUCAAAAGUAUUUUAGAAGAUUAACAAUCAAAGGAAUGCGGCAUUGCCGCCGCACUGUCGCAACAACCAGAGCCUCCUACUUUUAAGCAACAGCAACAAGUGCUGUCCCAGCAACAGUUCCAACAUCGAUCCUCUGGUUCCAGUGAAGGAUCAUCCGGUGCAAGUGGGGAAAUGAGCACAGCAGCAAAAACGGGCCCAUCGGAUACUUGCGAAGAUGGUAGAGAACGCCAGCAGCAAGACGGGAGGCCUCGUUCAAGGGAAACAGAAACGGGUACGCAAGAUGCGUGUGGAGGUGGACUGGACGCUGCUGUGGCUACCGCCAUCACCGAAGAACAGAAGGAAACGGAAGCAACCGGUUAAAUGGAAGAAACCAGUCGAUAAAAAAAAUAGCAGCCAACAGCAAAAACUGCGGUGUAAAAAAAAGAUUGAUAAGGGAUAGUUCUGUAAAACAAAGACAGAAAGCAUGAAUUCAUAUGAUUUUACUUCGAAGAACAGGCACGAGAAAUUAAUUGACGAAAAGAAGUUUUCCAGAACAAAUAUGUACAUAUUAGGCAUAUAGAAAUUAUUUGGAAAUAGUUUCACAACAGCUACGAUGUGAAGGAAUCUUUAAUGUAGGGAGACAACCGGAAUCUCAAUCAGACAACGGAAGCAAGAUCAAAUCUGAGCUAUUUGCUAUUAUUAAAAGUUUGAAAGAUGAAAUCAAUUUUGUUAGUUGAUACUAACUUUCGAAGCUAACGUUAUCGUAUGUUAAAAACUUCCAUAUCACCUCAAGAUAUUCCUCCUCAAUUUCCUCGACGUAAACAGUUUUCCACGAAUAAUGGGGUUUCGUUGUAAAGAUGGCAUGGUUUUAUCGUGAACGCAUAACCAAUGAUGGUAUGAUUGAGUUCGAAAUAUUUGAAAACACUGAUAGGUAGAUUUAUGCACACCUGCUGCGAAUGUCAAAUUCUCAAUACAGAUUUAUUAUUUAUUUUAUCAUUCAUCGCAUAAAAAUAUAAUUUAUCGUGGAGUACCUUAAACUUCAAAAAUAUUCGUAUUAUCACAUCUACAGCAAACACAUGAGAAACUAGGCACUACAAGUAACUCUUAAGGCAGAUGUAAAAGAACAAAAUAAAACCAACAAGCAGUUAUUACUAGUAGACAGUAGGAAUUAACACUACAACAGAUCAGUACUCCUAACACGCAACAAAUGUCGUAUCUGAGGCGGCAGUGAUGUGUUAAUUGAGAAAUUUUGAUUAAGUAGAUACGAAACCAGACUUUAGUGUAUAGCGUCGAUUUUGGAUCACUGAAAACAAGUCGUUUUUUUAUUUCAAUCGAAUUUGUAAAAAAAUGUCUUCGCUAUUAGUAAGUAUACUAUUUUCUAGAGAUUGAUCUUUCUCUCUAUCAGUAGUUGUUUAGAAAGAAACCCGAACUUUCUGGACGAACGAUAUGGUUGAUUUUUCUGUAUACGAGCAGUGGUUAUAUGAGCGAAAUCAAGUGGUCAGAGUAGCGCGUAGCACUAUCAUGACAGCUAAGUUUGGCGAGAGUGUACGAGCGUAACAUUGUAGAAACAUGACGAUGAACAAAUUCAAAAAAAUAAAUUAUGAACAAAUUUAUAAAA
This is a messenger RNA of Toxorhynchites rutilus septentrionalis, 5851 nucleotides long. RefSeq names its product E3 ubiquitin-protein ligase TRIM33-like. The record is from RefSeq and is a predicted model, not a curated record. Gene Ontology annotation, molecular function: protein binding; ubiquitin-protein transferase activity; zinc ion binding. The coding region runs from base 865 to 4278 and encodes 1137 amino acids. Gene Ontology annotation, cellular component: nucleoplasm; chromatin. The transcript is spliced from 12 exons. Gene Ontology annotation, biological process: positive regulation of DNA-templated transcription. NCBI's taxonomy places the organism in Eukaryota, Metazoa, Arthropoda, Insecta, Diptera, Culicidae.